Messenger RNA from Limanda limanda (common dab), 3755 nucleotides. It is a transcript of the gene miga1, whose product is annotated as mitoguardin 1. Bases 148 to 1935 code for a protein of 595 amino acids. Gene Ontology annotation, biological process: mitochondrial fusion. The transcript has 16 exons. NCBI's taxonomy places the organism in Eukaryota, Metazoa, Chordata, Actinopteri, Pleuronectiformes, Pleuronectidae. The record is from RefSeq and is a predicted model, not a curated record.
GAGGUCAGCUGGAGGAGCGGGAGCAGAACCGGCAACCACCGGAGGAACCGACCGGAGGAACCGACCGGAGGACAGCUCCACACACACCGCUCCAGCAGGAUGGGGACGUGGACCAAGGACCUGCCGAGACAUGGAUAGACCCCCACGAUGACACAUGAGACCCUCACGUGCUCGCAGCUGUCGGUCAAGGCCGCUGCUCUGCGCAUGGUGAACCUACCGAUGUCCGUCUGCAGCUCCCUGGCUCAGGUGAGUGUCAGCACAGGAACUAAGAAGCUGGUGGCCGCCACUGCGUUCGGUGCCUUCUCGCUCCUCUUCCUCGCACGCCGCUUCCAGAGGAGGAAGGGUAAAAAGAAGGCUCUCUCGCCUGAGUGGGAGAAAGCUGGGUUCGAGUUCUUCGCCCCCGUGGCGACAGGGAACGAUAACACCAGUCAGAACAUCACCCUCUCCCUCAACUCCAAGAAUGCCUACUCCUCUGGUCUGGUGCUCGGCAGCGGGGACUACAGGAAGCUGUCGGGGUCGCUGCUCAGCUUGGCCUCGGUUAAAAGCAUGAACUCGUCGAGCAGCAGCACCUGUGCAAAUGAAUCCAUCGGUUGGGACCGAGUUGCAGACGCCGAAAUCUGCAGUAUCGUCAACUUACCCCUCACCACCCCUGAGAACCUCUACCUCAUGGGUAUGGAUUUGUUUGAAGAGGCUCUGGGCCGGUGGGAGGAAGCGUUGACGUUCAGGACCCGGCAGACCGAGGACGAGGACGACCACGAGAGUUGUGCUUCUGUCAAAGCCGGAGCUGGAGACGACAUCGCCGAGCAGAGCAUGGAGGAUGUGAUCAGCACAGAGUUCGUCCACCGGCUGAAGUCUCUGCUGCAGAGAGCCUACAACCUCCAGGAGGAGUUUGAGGGAGUGUUGGUGAUGUCCGAGCCGUCGAUCCACAACAGCAGCCACGAUAAAAUGGCCGACAUCUUGUGCCGAGAGGAGCUGGACGAGGUGUGUCUCAGAGACAGCAUCAGCAUCGCCUCCAACGACUCCUUUGUCUCUGCUGUGGAGCUGACGGAGCACCGGGAGCUGAGGAGCGUCCUGGCUCUGGGACGCCACUCCUUCUACGACGAGGCUCUGCAGCUGGCUGAGGACGGACAGAUCUCCUGCAGAGUGCUGCGGACUGAGAUGCUGGAGUGUCUCGGGGACACAGAUUUCUUGGCGAAGUUGCACUGUGUGCGGCAGGCGUCUCAGCUCAUUUUGUGCGAGAGGAAGACGAGGAUGUUCCUGACCGACACAGGAAAGAAGAUCCUGUCGUCUAUUAUCGUUAAAGCACACAAGAGCCCGAGGAGAUUCGAGGAAGUGUUUGAAGAGAUGAUUUGCUUCCUGGAGCAUCCGGAGCACUGGGAGAACACGGAGCUGGAGCUGGCCACAAGAGGAGUGAAGCACUUGAACUUCUACGAUAUCGUGCUGGACUUCAUCCUGAUGGAUUCGUUUGAGGACCUGGAGAAUCCACCGGUCUCCAUCCAGAACGUUGUCAACAACCGCUGGCUCAACAGCUCCUUCAAGGAAACCGCGGUGGCAUCCAGCUGUUGGUCAGUGCUGAAGCAGAAGAGGCAGCACAUGAAGGUUCCCGACGGCUUCAUCGCUCAUUUCUACGCGGUGUGUGAGCAGAUCAGCCCGGUCCUGGCCUGGGGCUUCCUGGGGCCCAAGAGCUCCCUGCACGACUUCUGCUUGUUCUUCAAGGACCAGGUGCUGCACUUCCUGAAGGACAUCUUCGACCUGGACAACGUGCGUUACUCGUCGGUGGAGACUCUGGCCGAGGACAUGCUCCACCUGCUGCACCGCCGCUCCGAGCUGCUGCUCGCCUACCUGGGCGCCGAGCCGCUGCGGCACGCCAGCGGCUGCAGCUCCCCUCAGGUGCAGCUGCUGCCCAGCGCCCUGCUGGGGGCGGGGGUGCAGUGAGAGACGGGAGGAGGUUCAGACGCAGGUCCUCAAAGAACACACAAGAAAACCACAGCAUUGACGAGUCCCAGUCGGAAGAGAGCAAACUGUCGGUGUGGAAACUAACACGUCAGAGGGUCAGAGCUCGACCUCUGACCUCACCUCCAUCCAUCUGCUGAAACUGAAUAUCUACUGCGGAAUAUAAAUGCUAAACCCAUUUCCCAUCAAACCUUGUGCUCUCAUCGCUCUGCAUCUGAGGAUCUUCAUAAACUGAACAAGCCGUCGGCCUUCACACAUGACCAUUACCUCUUUCCCCCCCCCCAGCCCCUCUCCACUGUGCACAUCAGUUUUAAAUAUCACAGCAAUAAUAUUUAGAAGUUAAACUCGGCAGCGGUUCUCCUGCAGUAGAUAUAUUACUCUGUGAAUUAAAGUGUAUUUGCUGCUAUUAAGAGCAAUUUAUGUGAAAAAAUAAAAAGGUAUUUAUUUUGUUAAGCAGCUAAAUGACGCAGGGUUUAUUUUGUAGUAGUUGUAGUAGAGCCUGUACGCGUCCAUGGAGUUUGUGAUCAGCUUCAGACAUGCAGUGGUUUGAACAUCACGGCUGAAUCUCAUGAGAUAUUUAUUAGAUGCAUUUCCACAUCAGACCUAACAUCAGCAAAUAGAAAACACUAAAUCCACUUAUCGUAUUUUUGUUACUAGCACAUGCUGCCCAGGGAAGUUUCUUAUAAAGGGAAACAGUUUGAGUGUCGACCAGAGAACUUUGUCGGAAAUGAUGGGAUAUUUUUUUGUUGCACCACCUGAAUGAGUCCCGGCACAUGCAGCCUCCCAGGACCAUGAUCCAUCAGCUUCAACAUCACUGUUUCAUAACCGUCCAGCUGUUUAUCAGCCUCUGUCCCUCAGCUCCUCACGACGGGCAAACACACAAGAAGCCUUACUGUCACAUGUUCAAGCCUUCAUCCGUCACUGAAUGUUCGUCUGACAAGUUUAUUCUCCAGUAAUAGUGUCUGCUCUGCUGUUCAUUCACUGCCAUGAACAGAGUCACUGCAGGAAUAGAUGUGCCGAUUCUAAAAUGCUGCACAUUGGAAGACGAUGUAAAACUUUCAGAGGUGAAGGACGACCCUCGUGUGGUUGACGCUGUCAUCAGCUCUUUCUGCAGAGAUGGACUGAACCUGACUUAAACACACACACACUGACAGUUUAACUCUAACGGGUAACUUACUAAAGGGAUCAGUUCCAGUCCUGCCCCUCUAAAAAAAAAUGGCUAUAAAAAUCUGGAUCAGACAAAGUCGAGUGUUUUCAGUUGAGAAUUCUUUGUUUCUAUGGCCAGAUGAAAUAAUCUCACGUUUCAGAUUUAUGUGAAUAUUGUUUUGUUGAUCUUUAAUGAUGGGAACUGAAUCUCUUAAAGACUAUUUGCUGAAACUUGAUUGUAGCAAACAAACAAAACUAUCAUAAGUGGAAUUCAUUUCAUCAUUUCGAUAUUGUCCUGAGCCUGCAGAGACUAAAUUUAAGAUUUGGACCUUUACGAAAUGCAAUUUAAUAGUCAUACAGCCACAGACUAAUAGAAAAAACCCUUUGCACAACCAUGGGACUGUCUUGUUUAACUGUGGAAUGUGCUGAACAUUCAAACUGCAGCUCAGUGAAACCUCACGAGGCUUCACUUUGGGAGAGACUAGCCUCUUUAAUUUCUGAAUACUUAAUUGAUCCCGUGUGUAAUUGGAAACACGAGUCAGUGUCUAUGUGAGUGAUUUGAAACAGGUCGUCCUUCAUCUUGUCAGGAAAUGAAUUGAAACAUUUGUGACUUCACCUCAAACAAAAGAAUCUAAUAAAGAUGUUCAUGUGUUAAA